Messenger RNA from Mizuhopecten yessoensis (Yesso scallop), 2127 nucleotides. RefSeq names its product sodium/glucose cotransporter 4-like. Gene Ontology annotation, molecular function: D-glucose:sodium symporter activity. Gene Ontology annotation, biological process: transmembrane transport. The record is from RefSeq and is a predicted model, not a curated record. Gene Ontology annotation, cellular component: plasma membrane. Lineage: Eukaryota; Metazoa; Mollusca; Bivalvia; Pectinida; Pectinidae. The coding region runs from base 202 to 2127 and encodes 641 amino acids. The transcript is spliced from 15 exons.
CGCGCAGAAGUGCAAGGUUUUAUUUUUAUCUGCAGUGGUUGACCCAGACUAUGCCUUCUCACCUGAGUACGAACUUGUUUCCUUGCAACAAGUAAAUUUUGGGAAGAUAUCUAAAUCACCCCGGCAUGAGACGUAUGUUAAGUCACUGAUACACCUCUGCUGUGUGAGAGUGGCAAAAAUACAACUCAUUGAGUAGUGAAGAUGACGGAAACUCUUGCUUGGGGAGAUUAUCUUACGAUUGGAAUAUACUUUGCUAUUGUGCUUGUCGUCGGAAUCCUGUCAACAUGUCGACCAAACAGAGGGAGUGCACAAGGUUAUUUUCUGGCUGGCAAAGACAUGCACUGGAUACCGAUUGGAGCGUCCAUCUAUGCCAGCAACAUAGGCGCUCCGAUAUUUAUAGGUUUGGCAGGUUCAGCAGCAGCCUCCGGUAUAGCCGUCACGAUAUAUGAAUGGCAUGCUGUGUUCUUCCUCAUUGCUCUUGGCUGGGUAUUUCUGCCCGUGUACAUCUCCUGUGGGUCAUUUACCACUCCGCAAUACUUACGGAAGAGGUACGGAGGGAAGCGACUCAGGAUCUUUUCAUCUAUCAUGUCCCUGGUCGGGUACAUCCUCUUCAAUAUCUCGAUCGAAAUCUUCACUGGAGCAAUGUUUCUGCAGCAAAUCCUAGGGUGGAAUCUUUACCUCAGUGUGGUUAUCAUACUGACUGUGACAGCAGUUUACACCAUUGUUGGUGGUCUCACUGCAGUUAUCUACACUGACACGUUACAGGCAGUUGUACUUAUCAUUGGCGCUACAAUUCUCUUUAUUACAUCGUGGGUAGAUGUUGGCGGAUGGGGCGCAAUACACGACCAGUUCAUGACGGCAGCGGCAAACUACACACUGACCAAUACCUCGGUAUACUCAUGUGGCCUACCCCGAAAUGAUUCGUUCAGUAUUGUUCGUGAUGCCGUCACGGGAGAUAUCCCCUGGCCAGGUGCUCUUUUGGGACUAUCAACCAUGGGCAUGUAUGUCUGGAGUCAAGAUCAGCUUAUGGUACAAAGAUGUUUGUCGGCCAAGAACUUGAACCACGCCAAAGGAGGAGCAUUACUGGGGGGUUUCCUCAAACUUACCUCUUUCCUUCUGUUCGUAAUCCCCGGGAUGGUCAGCCGGAUAAAAUUCCCAGAGGAAGUUGCGUGUGCAGACCCCGACAAAUGCUUCGAAAUUUGUCAGAAUAGAGCUGGUUGUACAAAUCUGGCCUACCCUCUGCUUGUCCUACGUAUUCUACCAGAGGGUAUUCGGGGCCUGAUGUUGGCUGCGUUACUAGCGGCGUUGACUAGCUCUCUGACGUCGAUAUUGAACAGUGCCAGUUCGAUAAUUACGUUAGACGUAUGGCGCAUGUACAGGAAGAAUGCUAAGGAAACGGAACUGAUGAUAGUGGGUAGAGUUACGGUGCUGAUCCUCGUCGUCACCAGUAUCCUGUGGUUACCAGUCAUGGAGAAGGUCCAGGGAGGACAGUUCUGGUCAUACAUGCAGUCCAUCAGAAGUUACAUCACUCCUCCAUGGUGUAUAUUAUUUCUCCUGGGAAUAUUCUGGAAACGUUCAACAGAACCGGGCGUGUUCUUGGGUCUGGUUAUAUGUCAGGUGAUUGGGGUCAUUAGAAUGGUCUUGGACUUCAUAUACAUUCCGCCGAACUGUGGCAGCGGUGAACCGAGUACCAGGCCCGACAUCGUCAGUAAAGUCGACUUUCUCCACUUCGCCACCAUCUUGUCUGUCAUCACUACCAUUGUGAUGGUUGUUUUAAGCCUUCUGACCGAACCAAGACCAGAACGGAAGCUUCGCCGCGUGACGUUUUGGACAAGAAAUGAUCCCUUAGAACCGGAACUCGACUCGGAAGAUGAUGAAAUGAGGGAAGAGGAAGAGGAAGAAGAAGAAAAAGAGGAGGCAUUAAAGGAGGAAACAGAAGAAACAUCAGGUGCUGUAGGGGACUUAAAAAAGUACUGCUACAACUGGGUGUGUGGGACAACAGAUCAACCCGAACGGAAACUAACGUCAGAACAGAAACGUGCUCUCAGGGCGAAAUUAACAUCUAUACGUCAGACAAAGUUCUGUCGGAGAGCACUGAAUGCGGGCGCUAACCCUGAGAGGUUUUGA